GGGUUAAGAUUAAUGUUACACUUAGGAGUUAAAGGUGUUAAGGGUUAAUGUUAGGUGAAGGGUUUUCUAAAAAUAGUUCAGGUUAGGGUUAGCUAAGUAGUUGCAAAGUAGCUAAAAAGUAGUAAGUAGUUGAAAAGUCGCUAAAAUGCUAAAGUUGUCCUUGAUAAGAUUUGAACUCUCAACCUUUGGGUUGCUAGAUAUUUGUGUUUUACAACCACCCAUCCACCUGUCUAACACAUCAUAAGAAACGGGUUUAUGUACAGAAUAAUACGAAAUGCUCUGAGACCAAGUUGCGUGGGAGGGAGAUGACAAAACCUGUAAGGCAGGCCUGUUACAUGACGAUCAACGUAAAAUAAGUAUGUGGUCGGGAAUUCACGAAGGCUUCAAGAGGAAACAACUGAAAAACAUUCUCAUGACUUGUGUACGGUGGAUAUUUAUGUGAUAGAGAGCACCGAGUUGAAAGACACAGGUAGGCUUUCACAAACCGUGACGUCUCACAAACAAUUAUGUUUUGAUAGUCAAUGACUACAGAAUACAUUUAAAAAAAAAUCCUGGUCCGCUACAGAAAUAAAGAAUGAGUCAAUGGAAACAAAUUCAACAGCUCGAGUUCAAAUACCUGGAGCAGGUGGAUUACCUUUAUGAUGACAACUUCCCUAUGGGGAUUCGGCAGGUGCUUUCUGACUGGAUUGAAAGCCAGGACUGGGAUAUGGCCGCACACCAUGAGUCCAUGGCGACAGUUCUCCUCAGCAAUCUCCUGUCUCAGUUGGACAGGCAGUGUUCUCAGGAACAGAACUUCCUACAAAGACACAACCUGAAGAACAUCAACAAGCAGUUACAGAUAAAAUACAAAGCCUACCCUCUGCUCAUGGCCGGGGUUAUCUCCACUAGCCUCAGAGAGGAGCGUCGUAUCAUCGCCUCAGCCAACAUACCGGAACAGGGCCCGUUGGAGAAGUCUGUACAGAAUUCCGUGGCCUUCGAGAGACAGAAGAACAUGGACAACAGGGUGGUCGUGAUCAGGAGUAGUGUGCAGAUGCUGGACCCGGCAGUGAAAUGUCUAGAGGACAUGCAAGAUGACUUUGACUUACGCUUCAAAACUAUCCAGUCUCGAGAUCAGGCGGACAGGAACACAGAGCGGAUGGAACAGGAAGUGGCCCGACUGCAGGAGAUUCUCAACAACCUGGACUUUAGGAGGAAGGAGAUCCUGUCUAAAAUGAGUGACGUGAUGAAAGAGAUUGACGCUCUGAUAGCCUCCCAGCUGAACCCAGAGCUGAUGGAGUGGAAACGCAGGCAGCAGAUCAACUGUAUAGGUGGCCCACUGCUCACUGGACUGGACCAGCUCCAGAACUGGUUUACUCUGACGGCCCAGAGUCUGUUCCAGAUGAAACGUCAGCUGGACAAACUGGGAGAACUUAUCCUGAAGGUGACCUAUGCGAGCGACCCCAUCUCCUUGCAGAGACCGCAGCUGGAGGAGCAGGUCAAAUACCUCAUCGACCACCUCAUCAAAAGCUCAUUUGUGGUGGAGAAGCAGCCAUGGAUGCCAACCCACCCCCAGAAACCUCUCAUCAUCAAGACCGGGGUGCAGUUCACCACCAAAGUCAGAUUGUUGGUCAAACUCCCAGAGGUGGAUUAUCAACUGAAAGUGAAGACGAUAUUUGACAAGCACCUCCCCCCUGGCAGAGUACAUCGUCAGUUCUUCAUCCUGACUUCCACCACCAAAGUAAUGGACGUGGAGGAAUCAUCUAAUGGCUGUCUAUCUGUAGAGUUCAGACACUUGCAGCUGAAAGAGAAGAAAUAUGUUAACGGUAUAAAGGUGAACGAGGGUCCUCUCUCUGUGACGGAGGAGCUCCACUCCCUCAGCUUCGAGGCCCAGUUCAACAUACAGGGCAUUAACAUCGACCUGGAGACCUGCUCUUUUCCUCUGGUGGUCAUCUCCAAUGUUAGCCAGCUGACUGGAGGCUGGGCCUCCAUCAUGUGGUACAACAUGCUGACUGACGAACCCAGGAACCCGGACUUCUUUGCCAGUCCUCUGCGGGCCAGUUGGGGCCAGCUCUCUGAAGUGCUGAGUUGGCAGUUCUCGACUUUCACUGGGCGGGGCCUCAACAGGGAGCAGCUGUGCAUGCUGGGAGAGAAACUCAUGGGUCAGCAAGCCUCUCACAAUGAAUGUCAAGUAUCCUGGUCCAAAUUCUGCAAGGAGAAUAUUCCUGGGAAGCCUUUCAGUUUUUGGAUGUGGCUGGAUUUCAUCCUGGAGCUCAUCAAGAAGCACCUGCUUCCCAUCUGGAACGACAACUGCAUCAUGGGCUUUGUCAGUAAGGAGACAGAGAGGGCCUGUUUGAAGGACAAGGAGCCUGGGACAUUCCUGCUGCGCUUCAGUGAGAGCCACCUGGGUGGGAUCACUUUCACCUGGGUGAAGCAGUCCGACAGUGGAGAGGCUAAAUUAAUCUCAGUGGAGCCGUACACCAAAUCACGCCUCAGCGCUCUCCCGUUCGCCAACAUCAUCCGGGACUACAAGGUCAUCGCAGACGGAGAGGUCCCUGAGAACCCGCUCAAGUUCCUCUACCCCGGCAUCCCCAAAGACGAGUCCUUCAGACGACAUUACAACAGUCAGCAGAGCAAAGUCUUUCCAUAUAUAUCAUCUACAUGGAUCCCCAUCUCCACUUUGCAAUGAGUUCUCCGUACUCCGAGUAACACAAGAUGACCUGCAGAGUAUGCCAAGUAUACGACUCUACGACUUGUGUUCCACUGAGGGUCACUGGAUGUGGCAUUUUCUCUUACAUCUGAUCACAAUAUAUUGCUCUUCUAUCCAACUGCUAGUAUUGUCUUUGAGCCCAUUGUCAUGAAUACAAACAUAUAAUGUUGUAAGUGUAAAGUAGAUAUUACAUGCAGUGGUAUAUCACUUCUCAUAAAAUAUAUGUAUUUAAUUGUGUGUAUUCUGAAAUGUCUUGUAUUAUGUGGCACUAAUGUUAGCCUGUUGUUGGACUAUAUGUCUUAAACUUCUCUAUCACGAACCAAGGUUUGGACAAAGAAUAAAUGUUUAUUAUCCCAUUCUUUUUCAUUAGUUUAGCUACCAAUUUGAUAUUUUUGCACUAAGCCCAAAAAAAUCCCAAGGCCUCUCGAGUAGAAAAAGGGUUUAACUACAUAUGAUUUCCCCUAUUGUCUUUACUACUGAGUAGAAUAUACAUACAGAUAGCCAUGAUCAACAGUCAGAGGAUGGAUAAAAUAUUGUACUGGACAAAGCAAUAUUUUUUUCAUCAGCUUUUCUCUCCUUGAAUAUGUGGAAAAGUAAUUAGUUUUUAUUAAUUGACUAAUGACUGCUUAUCAGAUUGUAACCCAGGGUUAGAUUACUAAUUUUGCUGUCUAAAAUUCAACACGUAAACAAAUUCCCAAGUAAGAUUUUUGUUUUUUGUCAUGCUCUUCAGAAGCACAACGUUUCCUCGUAUGUUGAAAUAUUUCGUGAAUGAUUCAAAUGCAGAUGUGCCGAUUCAUAUGUCAAUACCCGAUUCUCAUUUUCUCUUGGCAUUUAUUUGAUCUGCUACAUUGUUGGCAUCAUGUGGCUACUGUACCUCCCUUCUAUUGUAGUAAAAUGGGAAAGCACCUUGGGCUGUCCAUUUAGGUUACUGUUUUGCCUUGAAGGAAGAGGUUGCUUCCUUAUUUCACUGAUCAGCGGCGCUACAGUAGUUUCUGUCAAGUGUAAACACUAAUUUACAGGCUUUAUUCGCAAAAUAGUGUAGCAUGAUGUGUUGUAGGCCUACUUUGGGUUUACGGCUUCUUCCAAUGGUUUGUGGCACAGGUGGUUUAUACACCGCAAAAAAAUCUAAACUACCCUUUAUCUGUCAUUUAAACAGUGAAGUAUGAGAACCCGGGGGAUUAUCAUGAAUUACACACGACGAAGGCUGUUCUCAAACGCCUGGAUUAAACGGUUGCCAACAUACAGUACAUACAUUUGUUUGACCUUGACAAUCAAACCCUUUUUUUCUAUUUAGCCUGAGUCAGAUGAAUUCAUGGGUACCUUUUUGUAUGUCUGCGUGCAAUGCUGAAGGUCGUUUAUCAAGCCAAUGCUAACGCCCAAUGAUUGAAAGUCUACAGAAGCAGCUAGCGUGCUAGAGUGAAUAGUUUGGGCAAAAGCCAGUAGUUCAGAGAUUCUGAAGUUGCUAGCCAAGCGGACUGGUGGUCCAUUUUAAGCAACAACAAAAAAAGGUUGAUAUGCAGGCUGGCCAACUAAAGCUAACACACAAUCACAUCAAGCAGCUGUGCAUUUUUAAUUUGUUUUACCUUUUUCUAUUUCCAUUUCUUUGGAUUUAUCUCCAUAAUAAUGAUGAUUUCGCCUGGCUCAGAGAAGCUGUCAGUCUUGUCUGGACACAUUAAUACAACUGGUGAGUCUAUUCCUGGAUGCUAUUAGGUUAAAACCACAUUCCAACAAUGUAUCUAUUUCACAACCCACUACUGUUGUGAAAUAACAUAACUAAUUUCUGCAUAGGUCGGAGAGGCAGGCUUGCAAGGUUCAGAGUUGGAGGACUCAUUGUGGAUAUGACCCAAUUUAGCAUGGACAUUGCCAUUGAGGGCUUCCACCAUUUUAAAGUAGUCAACUGAGUUUCUUAUGGGUUGGGAGCGAUCAGCCAAUGAUCAGAGCAUUGUCUUCAAGUUGGGUUAACUAUGAUUUUUAAAUGUCUUUAAAAUACUGUAUAUCACCACAUUCUAGUGGCCACAAGUCAAUGACACAAUUUGGUUCAGGACUCCAGCACUGCAAGUGGCAGUAAAUCACCAAUAAUAGCUGUAUGCUUUUUUCAAACACAAAAUAAGAAAAUGUAAUACUUCAAAAUGGAGAUGGCCUCAAUGACACUGUGCGUGCUGUCACAGAUGCCAUAGUACAUUGUUCAUUCAAAUGGAAUUGUUAUUGUGAAUAACUUGCGGCUAUCAACCAACCAGCAUCCAAGAUCCAAAUGUACAGUUUUAUAAUGACUGUAGCCUAUAAUGGGACAAAGGACAUUCUGAUAUUGUAAUUGAUUGACUGUCUGCAUUGUACCAUAAUCUUGGCAUUAAUGUUUUUUAAUCAUUAUCUCUCUAGUAGGCCUAUGUUCGAUCUUGUAGGCCUCGUCCUAAUAUUUUAAAUAUUUCUUAACUCCAUUCUUUUACUUUUCGAUUUGUGUGUAUUGUUGUGAAUUGUUUGA
Molecule: messenger RNA, 5165 nt
Organism: Oncorhynchus mykiss (rainbow trout)
Lineage: Eukaryota; Metazoa; Chordata; Actinopteri; Salmoniformes; Salmonidae
Source: RefSeq, a predicted model, not a curated record